This is a messenger RNA of Coregonus clupeaformis (lake whitefish), 6576 nucleotides long. Its product is annotated as SH3 and multiple ankyrin repeat domains protein 2-like. NCBI's taxonomy places the organism in Eukaryota, Metazoa, Chordata, Actinopteri, Salmoniformes, Salmonidae. The transcript is spliced from 23 exons. Gene Ontology annotation, molecular function: ionotropic glutamate receptor binding; synaptic receptor adaptor activity. The record is from RefSeq and is a predicted model, not a curated record. Bases 1 to 5763 code for a protein of 1920 amino acids. Gene Ontology annotation, cellular component: postsynaptic membrane; dendritic spine; postsynaptic density.
AUGCCCAGGAGUCCCACGUCCAGUGAGGAUGAGAUGGCCCAGAGUUGUUCUGACUACUCCGAGGACUCCGCCUCCGACAGCUCCCGUGAGGAGACUAUCUAUGAGACCAUAAGAGCCACCGCCGAGCCGGCCCCCAGACGCAUGGACGACAUACACACUCACUCCCUGGUCAUCCGCAUCCUCAUCCCCGACCUGCAGCAGACAAAAUGUAUGCGGUUCAACCCCAAUGCGACCGUGUGGGUUGCCAAGCAGAGGAUCCUGUGCACGUUGAGCCAGAGUCUGAAGGAUGUGCUGAACUACGGCCUCUUCCAGCCCGCCAUGAACGGACGAGACGGGAAGUUCCUGGACGAGGAACGCCUCCUCAUGGAAUACCCACAGCCAAUUAGCAAAGGAGUUCCGUCUCUGGAGUUCCGCUACAAGAGCCGAGUCUACAGGCAUCCCCAUGUGGAAGAGAAGCAGAUUGCCAAACUUCACACCAAGGCCAACUUGAGGAAGUUUAUGGACCUCAUCCAGCACCAUCAGGUGGAGAAAGUCUCUAGGCUGCUGGAGAGAGGGCUGGACCCCAACUAUCAGGAUACAGAGACCGGUGAGACCCCCCUGACAUUUGCGUCCCACCUGGAUAACGUGGUGGAGAUUUUAAAGGUACUAAAGAAUGGAGGGGCCCACCUGGACUUCAGGGCCAAAGACGGCAUGACGGCCCUACACAAAGCUGCUAGGUCCAAGAACCAGGUUACUCUGAUGACCCUGUUGGAGCUUGGUUCAUCUCCAGACUAUAAGGACAGUCGGGGUCUGACAGCGCUCUACCACACAGCCAUGGUGGGAGGAGACCCAUUCUGCUGUGAGUUGCUGCUACAUGAACACGCCACUGUCUGCUGCCAGGACGAAAACGGCUGGCACGAAGUCCACCAGGCUUGUCGGAAUGGCUAUGUCCAGCACCUGGAGCAUCUGCUGUUCUACGGGGCAGACAUGAGCGCACAGAAUGCCUCAGGGAACACAGCGCUGCACAUUUGUGCUCUCUACAACCAGGAUAACUGUGCCAGGGUGCUGCUGGUCCGUGGAGCCGAAAAAGAGGUGAAGAACUACAACAGCCAGAGUCCCUUCCAGGUGGCCAUCAUCGCGGGGAACUUUGAACUGGCCGAACUGGUCAAGAAACACAAAGAGACAGAUAUAGUGCCUUUCCACGAGGCCCCGGAAUACUCCAAGCGGCGUCGGGCCCCUCCCCCUAACAGCAGCAGCGGUAGCUCCCUGGCGGCCCCCCGGGUCCUGCUGCGCUCCAACAGUGACAACAACCUCACGGUGAGCCAGGGGCCCCCCCAAGACUGGCCCCAGCCCCAGGUACCCCCCCAGCAUCACGGACCCCAACACGGAGGGGUUGGACCCCCCACCUCCACUUCCCACCGUAGCCUCUCUCCACAGCUGCUCCAGCAGAUGCAGGGGAACCCCAAUGGCACUGUGAGGACCAUUGGCCAGGGGUGCCGCAGUACCAGCGUCGGGGUGGUCCCCCGGAGUCGGUCCCCGUCCCUCAACCGGCUGGGAGAGGAGGCCCGCAGGCCGCUCCCGCAGACACAUGUACAGACACAGCAGCACAGACAACCGAGUGGUAAUGUGGAGGUGGUGGUCCAGCGGAGGAAGAUGUACAGUGCCGUGCCAGGGAGGCACUUUGUGGUGGUCCACGCCUACCAUCCACAGGCCGAGGGAGAGAUCACACUCUACAAGAACGACAGGGUUAAAGUUCUGAGCAUUGGAGAGGGGGGGUUCUGGGAAGGCAGUGCCCGGGGCCAGGUGGGCUGGUUUCCUGCGGAGUGCGUGGAGGAGAUUCCUGCCAAGCCCAGCGAGGAGAGGACGCACACAAGAGCUGACCGCUCAGACAGGAGGAAACUCUUCCGACACUACACUGUGGGGUCCUACGAUAGCUUUGACGCCUCCAGCGACUGCGUGGUCGACGAGAAGACGGUGGUCUUGACCAAGAAGGAGAAUGAAGGUUUCGGCUUCGUGCUCCGAGGGGCCAAAGCGGACACGCCCAUCGAGGAGUUUACUCCCACCCCUGCCUUCCCAGCCCUCCAAUACCUGGAGUCAGUGGACGAGGGAGGAGUGGCCUGGCAGGCGGGGCUUAGGACCGGGGACUUCCUCAUCGAGGUGAACCAGGAGAAUGUGGUGAAGGUGGGCCACAGGCAGGUGGUCAACAUGAUCCGUCAUGCAGGGAACAGCCUCAUCAUCAAAGUGGUAACGGUCAGCAGGAAUAUGGACCCUGAGGAUACCGCACGCAAAAAAGCCCCCCCACCGCCAAAGAGAGCCCCCACCACCGCCCUGUCUAUGCGCUCCAAGUCUAUGACCUCUGAAUUGGAAGAACUAGUUGACAAGUCCACACUAAGGAAAAAGACAGAUAAAGUGGACGAGGUGUCACCUUCCCAGAAGGCCGUGGACAAUAAGGUGGCCACCAUUAAGCCACGCCCCUCCAGCCGCUGUUUGGUCACGCCUACUGACAUGAAUUCCAUGUACGACCGCCAGGGUGGUGUGGCAGUGGUACCACCCACCGUGCCAGGCAGUCCUAGAGGGGGGGCAUUCCUGGGCAUACUUGCCAAGGGUGGCACCAUGAGGAGACAGAAGUCCAUAGGUGUAUAUCUCUUUCUCUCUCUGUCCAUCUCUCAUUCUCUCUCUUUAUUUCUCUCUCUCUCAGGUAUAACAGAAGAGGAGAAGACCCUCCUCACCCCUCCCCCGCUCAAGUUCACCCGCAGCCUCUCCAUGCCAGACACGUCCGAGGACAUCCCCCCUCCCCCGGCCAUCUCCCCCCCGUCGCCCCCCUCCUCCUACAACUCUUCCUCCAUCUCCCCCACGCCACGGGGCUACGGCACCACCCGACCGGGCCUCACCCUCAACUCCGCUGGAAAAUGUUCCAACGCCACUACCCUAGGCAACCGCACGGUAGAUGUAGGGACGCUAAGGCGAGGUUAUCACCGCCAGAGCUCAGAACAGUACGAUAGUAGAAGCCGAGGACGGGCGCCCGUGCCCGAGAACCCGUACUCGGAGGUGGGCAACAAGGCGCUGUACGUGCCCGCCAAGCCAGCGAGGAGGAAGGGCAUGCUGGUCAAGCAGCCCAAUGUGGAGGACAGCCCAGAGAAGACCUGCUGCGCCCCGCACUCAGGUGCCGUUUCCAUGCCGACCACACCCACUGAGAGGACCGUCUCGUCCAUUCCCAUCCCCACCAUCAUCGUCAAGGAGCCGUCCACCAGUAGCAGUGGAAAGAGCAGCCAGGGCAGCAGUAUGGAGAUCGAGCCCACCACACCCGAACACCCAACAUUAACGCCUGGGGCAGGGGGCAGGGGGCUGAGGCCUGAAGACCCCAUUGUCAACAACCCCUUUGCGGCUGCCAUCGCAGGGGCAGUGAGGGACCGGGAGAAGAGGCUGGAGGCGCGGAGGAACUCGCCCAGCUUCCUCUCCACCGACAUGGAGGAUGAGGACUUGGGAGACCCUGCCCCGCGCCUACGCCAGUCCAAGUCCAUCGACGAGGGGAUGUUCAGCAACGACGAGCACCUGCAGAGGAUAAUGGCGCCCCCACCGGCCGCCACCCUGCUGCGGUCCCAAGAAGACGGUGACCGUGGGGGUAACGUGACAGACUUCAACACCCCUGAGCCCGCCCAGGUGGUGAGGGAGCCCCUGACCGCGCGUACCGGCCAGUACCCCAACCUGGACAGCCCCGUCAGUCUCCCGGCCACCUACAGCUCCAACGGAGGAGGGGGCUACCUGCACCCCGUCACGGGUAAGGCCCUGGACCCUAACUCGCCCCUCGCCCUGGCGCUGGCGGCCCGGGACAGAGCCAUGAAGGAGCAGACGCAAACGACCAUGGCGACGCAAGCCCCACCCCCUUCUCAACCUCAUCCACGUCCCAAGAGCGAUGCCCCCCAGUCCCUUCCCCCCAACCCCCACAAACAUGGCCUCAAUCAGCCCCUCUUCAUCGAUACCAAGCUCCGCUCCAGCAUUGAGGCGGGCUUCGCCACCUCCACGACAACCCUGGGGCGAGGCAGAGGGGGGGGCCUUAGGAGGCAGAUGACGGAGCAGAAGUACGAGUUGGACGGAGCGAGGGAGGAGAGGCAGCAGGCGGUGGAGGAUGGGAAGAGCAUACAGAUUGACGUUGUGGACACGUCACAACCGCAGAAAGCGGCCGGGCUGCUGAUGGUGCACACCAAAAACAGCCCAGAGGGGGACGACAGGGGGCAGGAGAACACACCAGCCCAGGACAACAGCAACCCCAGCGAACUGAGAGACCCCAACCAGCCAAACCCCUCCACCAACAGCCACAGUACCAAACCCCUGCCCCCCGUGCCGCGGGGGAAGAGCAUCACAGCUGGGGAAUCGGUGGACGAGCCAGUCAAGCUGCCCUUCCGCAUGCCCCCUCCCCCACUGGUCUCGGUGGACAUCGAGGAGGUGGAGGAGUUUGUCUUCUCCGAGCCCCUGCCGCCGCCGCUGGAGUUCGCCAACAGCAUCGACAUCCCUGAGGACCAGGCAACGACCAUCGCUGAGUUGCUCAAGCAACGGGACCAAGAGAGACGCAACGGGAUGGGGGCCAGGGGGCCACAUCCACCUUCCUACUACACCCACGCCCCGCCCCCUGUCGGCCAGUUCAGACGGGGGAGCGGGAUGUCCAACUGCGUGCCCCCACCCUCCUACCCCCCUCCACCCCCCGAUGGUGGCUUUGAGCAAGGUGUCACUGACUCAGGCAUCGAGGAGGUAGACAGUCGCAGCAGUGGAGACCCCUAUAUGGAGACUACCAGCACCGUUUCCACAGUUUCCAGCAUCUCUAUACUGUCGUCUGAGGGUGGGUACAACAACGCCCAGGAGAACACUUCUAUGGUCUAUACUGACGGCCAGGCUUACCUUGACGACCGACCACCCGUUCCCCCCAAGCCAAAAAACAAGCCUGUCAUCAACAAGAACACUGCACUUUACCACGACGUCCUCAUGGAGGAAUCCCUGGACUCCUUCGGGGCGCCCCCUCCCCCUCCACCCGGGUCCAUGUCCCCCCCGGACCUCCCCUGGACCCCCACCCAUCGGUCGUCCAAGCUGUGGGGCGAACCCCCGGAGCUAAGGAGCCCACCCACGCCCGACCCCAAGGCCACGGUUAUCAACGAGCUGAGCUCCAUCUUAUCACAGAUGCACCGGCCCAAACCGGGGGACUCCCUGGACUCACCCACCACAGGGGCCAGGGGCGGCUUUGGAACCAGCUCUCCAGCCUCAGGAAGCCAGCGGAACUCCAGUGUGUCCUUUGGCCUGCCCCCCUCCUCCUGCACCCCUCCUUCCAGCCUGCCCCCUCACCUCUGCAGCCCCCCGGACACCUCGUCCCUCUCCUCGCCCCCCUGCCCCUCCUCUUUACCCCACUCUGCCUCGCCCAGCCUCAGCGACAUCUUCGGUCUGCCCAACCCGCCCAUGGGGAGUGCGAGUGGCUUCGGCAGCAUGGGCGGUAGCCUUGGUGGAGGGUCCUCGUGCAGUGGCUCGCGCUCCCCCUCGCCGCUCACCCUAAUGCAGGCCGUAGCCGCCUCGGGCAAGCCCUUCGCCUCCAAGCCCGUGGAGCUGUGGAGCAAGCUGGACGUGGCCGACUGGCUGGACAGCCUGAAUCUGUCGGAGCAUAAAGACGCCUUCCUAGACAACGAGAUCGAGGGCGCCCACCUGCCCUCGCUGCAGAAAGAGGAUCUGAUUGACCUGGGGGUGACGCGGGUGGGCCACCGCAUGAACAUCGAGAGGGCCCUCAAAAUGCUGCAGGACAGAUAAAGCCAUGGGGUGUGGAUUUAUCUGGAACACUCUCUCUCCUACCUGUUCUCCUUCUCAGUCUGGGACAGUCUGGGACGAUUUAGGAAUCGGCCAUUGACUCCUCCCUUCCUGCCUCGCCUCUGUGUUUGUGUUUGAUCGUUCCCAUUCUGCUUCCAGAGUGUCAGGGGAUGUUGGAAUCCUGGAGGAACUGCUGGGAAUAGCCCGGAGAAAGGCGGCGUUCCCGAAUCCAGAAUGGAGAAAGAGUGGAAGAAAUCCUGCAUCUUUUUCGGGAUGCUCAUGUCACAAAAGACCACACUUUGGAAUACUCUAGAAACGUAGCCCUCAAACAUCCAACCCGGACAUUGUUGGAAUACUCAAAACUACAACUCCCAGUCGCUUUGGAAUACUCAAUACUUUUUCAAGCUGCCCCAGUGUGGGUGUUUGAAACCAGCUGAGCUGGUUGGCGCUCCUUUUCUAUCUUUGCUAGAGUUUCUUCAGAGAAUAUUUAUUCACUAGAGUAAAAGGGUUAUGUUUAUGAACGCAUCUGACGUUUGAAAAACAUUAGAAACGAGAACCUUUGUCGAAAUGUUUAGCUGAAUCCUAAACCAUAUCACUCGCUGCAAGCAAAUCCACACACACAUCCGGCGAUGGCCUUCUUCUCCUGAGAGAGAAACAUGACGAUGUGUUGGUCACUCUAAUGCAUGGCUGGAGGGGCUCCACUGUAGCAGGCGCCACUGUCCCUUUCACAUCCCUGUUCACAGUGGAAGGUGUGUGGAUUUGGGUUUUGUCAGAGACAUGUUUGUGAGGUGUACAGUCGUGGUCAAAAGGUUUGAG